Molecule: messenger RNA, 4464 nt
Organism: Schistosoma turkestanicum
Lineage: Eukaryota; Metazoa; Platyhelminthes; Trematoda; Strigeidida; Schistosomatidae
Source: the annotation of a GenBank genome assembly
AUGACUAUACCAGUAACAUUCCAAUCAUUGCAUGAAACAUCAAAUUCAGGAUUAAUGAUACAUUCUUGUGAUAUUCCGCAUACAUUCGACACUCAGCUUAUAUCAUCAACACUUUCUAAUCAUACUACUAAUAACAGUACGUAUACAACUACUACUGAUAAUAAUAAUCAUCAUCAACCUCGUUACUGUAAUUCAAUCGGACCGAAUGAUACAACAAAUCCCAUGAUUACCAAUGGUUUAUUUCCUGAAUGGUCAUCGUUGAAAUUGUCAUCGAAAUAUGAUGAUUGUGAAAGGAAUCAAUCGGAUAACUAUACAAAUCAUUUAAUUCUUGGUGCGAAUUUCGAAUUGAAUUAUCCUAAAUUGCCCAAUUCCAAUGAAUGUAAUUUAGAUGAAGAGAAAAAUAGUAAUUCUUCAUUGCUUCCUGACUGUUGUUUAUCCAAAAGCGGUUUAAUCAGUGAAUUAGUUCAUAAAUUAAGUAAUAACGAUGAUCGGAAUACACAGAAUCAAAUAGAUUUGUAUGCACAGAAUGAAUUAUUGAAUUGUGAUCAUAACAUUCCGUCAACAUUGAACAUUUUCACAACAUUGACACAUUCUGACAUGAAUGUCAAAAUGACUAAUCAUUCUAAAUGUUGUCCAGCUCCAUGUGAUCGAUUUCAUCGCGAUCAACUGGGUAGUCCAAUAUGCGAUGAUCAUUUGUCCAUGAUUUCAUGUGAUUUAACUAAUGAAUCCAUGAAUAAUUCAAAAAUGUUCAAUUUAGAAAAUCAUGAAUUGUUUGUGAAUAAAAUUCAUCCGACUAAAUCAGUGUUCAAUGAAGAAAUUAUUGAAUAUCGAACAUCAUUGGAAAAAGUUAGGAAUGCACCGAAUCAUAAAAAAAACAGUUUAGAUAAUAAUAAUACCGGUAAUCAUUCAAUUUUAUCGGUUAGUUUAUCCUCGGAAGAGAGUGUGAAAAAACAAAUCAGUGAUUCUUCAUAUACUAAAAUUGAACAAGAUAAGACGAUUUCACCAUCAUGUCUCAAUUCAUAUGAUCAAUUUGCCAUGAAUCUACUGAAUUCCACAUCUUGCAGUAACAAAAAUGAAAGUUUGAAAAAUUUCCCUACUAUAACGUCUUUCAAUUUGAAAAAAAGUCAAUCCACACCACUCAAACAAUCUCGUUUAUUAAAGCGUAGAAUUGAUGACACUUGUUCAUCUUAUCCCAUAAAUCAUGAAAUAUCAAUUUGUGAAAGAGAUGGCACAAAAUAUCCAAGAGAUCAAUUUAGCCAUUCUAUAAAAUUCACUGAAUCAAGGCAUAAUUUUAUUCAACAUAAUAAUGACAUGUAUGAUGAUGAAUAUGCCGAAAAAUCUUGUACAUUGAACAAUAAUGAAUUUCAAUCUGUCCCAAGUGUAACACACUCAUCAGUUGACUUUACAUUUGAUGAACAUUUAAUGCAAGAAAUGAAAGAGAAAAUUAAAUGUUCACUGCCAUGUUGUUUACCGACAAUGAUGAUUGAUUUAAACAAACCAGAUGAAUUUUCAUAUCAUACAACAUCAACUACUACUAGUAGUAGUAGUAGUAGUAGUAAUAGUAAUAGUAGUAGUAUAAAUAAUCCUAUGGAAUUGAUCAAUUGUAUUGACCAUUCAAUGAUCAAUAAUAAUAAUAAUUCCCUGACAUCCUAUAUACCACAAAAUUAUUUACCUGAUGAAUCGUCAUUAUCAAUCAACAAUUUGGAAAAACUUCACUGUCCUCCUCCUCCUAAUGAAUAUCCACUGUAUUCCAUGGAACAUUUAAAUUUUACUCCUACAGAAAAUCUCAACUCUGUUACAUUUGAUUAUUCUAAUCAACCAAAUAAUACAACGCUACAACAUUCUUAUGUAUCGCCGUGUACAGUUGAUGAAGACUAUUCAAAUAAAACUACACCCUACAAUCAUGAUCUAUCAUCACAGUCGAUUCAUUUGAAUAAUUCAUCUAAACUCAAUAAUAAUGAUAGCGCUGUGGAUAGUUUCACAAUAAAUCCUUUAAGCUAUUUCUCAUCAAAUAUAUUUCCUUCAACAAAUAGUAUUCAUGAAAAACUUAAAAUGAAUUCAUCUUAUUUAACAGCGCAACAACAAGCUUUCAUUGUCAAAUAUUUUAAUCAUGAUAAAGAUUUUUUGAAAAUGUCUAAUUUCAGCGAAACAAAUGAAUUAUUCAAUGUAAAUUCAACAAAUAAUUUAUUGAAUAAUGAAUCUGUACAAACAACUAUUGAUGAGAUGCAACAAUCUGAUCAACAAAAUAACAUGCAUACUACUACUAGUACUACUAAUGAUAAUAUUAGUAGUAGUAGUAGUUCAUAUUUCAAUGAAUUUGAACAUUUUUCUCAUUUCCCAUUGAAUUCAAAUCAAAUCGUAGAUGUGAAAACUACUAAUCAUUCAAACAAGCCGUCAUCAUCAUCAAUAUUUAAUAAAUCUCAUAGAAAAUUUCAUCAAAAACAUUUAUAUCAUAAUAAUAAUAAUAAUACUGAAUUGGAAGUAACAGGAGACGAGAAAAUGCAUGAUUUCAGUAGUUUGGAUAAAAUGUCUAAAACAUGUCAUAAAUUAAAUUCACAAUAUUAUUACUAUCAUUAUCAUCAUAAUGUGAAAGAACCAACGAACAUAUCGACCAGUACAAUCAUGACACAUCAUACCGAUUUAUGCAUGAAUCAUCAUCCUCCUCCAUAUGAUGGUUUCAAUGGACUUGACGGUGACGUCGAUGAAAAGAGGAUGACAAAAUUCCCAAUGGAACAACGAAUUCAAUUAAGUCCAUCAUUACUUUCAUCGUCAUCACAUUCCACGUGCUCGUUUUUAACUGGUACUAAUAAUAAUAAUAAUAAUAAUAAUAAUAAUAAUAAUAGUAAUUGUACACCAACCUCUUCCUCGUCAUCGUCACCGUCGUCAACAUCCGCCUCAUCGUUAUCGUCUACAUCAACACCGUCAAUGAUUACAUUUAGUCCAACAAAUACUCGUUUACCAACUAUAUCUAAUUAUCAUGUGAAUGAUUUAGAUUCUGUACCAAUCAAUGAAACUGAUUGUCAUCAAUUAUGUUUAGUUUGUGGAGAUAAUGCAGCAUGUCAACAUUAUGGUGUUAGAACAUGUGAAGGAUGUAAAGGUUUUUUCAAGAGAACAAUUCAAAAAAAUGCUCAAUAUGUAUGCCUUCAAGCUAAAAAUUGUGUAGUAGAUAAACGUCGACGUAAUCGUUGCCAGUAUUGUCGAUUUCAAAAAUGUUUAAAAGUUGGAAUGGUUAAAGAAGUUGUACGUCGAGAUAGUUUGAAAGGUCGACGUGGUCGUUUAUCAUCGAAAGCACGUUGUCAAUUGAAUGAACAUGGUGGAUUGGCAAAUUGUUAUAAUGACGGUCAAAUGAGUAAAAAUCUACUAUUAUCAUUACAAACAUUUACGCAUAAACGUCAUAGUAUGUCACCGAAUUUGACAUCACUGAAUGGUAAACGUUAUUCCAGUUCCACCAACAUGUCAGUAAAUAAUUCCACUAGAACAAAUUCUUGCAAUGUCAAUUCAACUGUGACCUUAUUAUCCAUGUUAAGCAGAGCAUAUGAAAUGGUUGGGCCAAAGCAACAUUCUGUUUUAUUAAUGAAUAGAGAUAGCAACAAUCUGAUGGAAAAUGAUGAACUCAUAACAAAACAUGGACGAGAAACCGAUUCAUUGCAUGCGUCACCUGAUCAGACUGAAAUCGAUGAACGAUAUGCCAGUAAAUUUUCUUUAAUUCUUGAAGAAUCUCUGCAAGAAUUAAGACGUUAUGCGGAAUAUGUUCCAGGAUUUAUGAAUUUAUCAAUGCAUGAUCGUGAAAUCAUGUUAAAUUUACACUUAUUGGAUUUGUUAAGUUUUCGUUUAGCUUGGAGAUAUGCUGUAGAGACUGAAGUCACAACCCAUUCAACUUAUUCACCAACAUCUUAUAUUGAAAAUCAUUCCGACAAUUGUACAAAAUCAAAUUGUACCAUUCAAGAAACCUCAACAAUAGAUCAAACACAUGAAAUCAAUUCGUCCAUGAAGAUGACACCCGCGACAACAACAACAAUCAACACCACCAACCCAACGCCGACAACGACGCCAGCGGCCAAAAUCAAUACACCGCUGAAUUAUGACACAAUGUUUAUUCCAUCAACAACUAGUUGGAAUGAACAAGAUCAUUUAUCGAUUGAUAAGUCAUCGCAUGUUAUCGAUUCUUAUAAAACAAAUUACCUGACAAAUUGUGAUCAUUAUUUUUAUCAUUAUCGAAAACAGAAUAAAUUGAUAUUUGAAAAUGGUCAAUCCAUGUCUUGUGCGGAAUUAUUCCAAUUAGGUUUUGGUAAUUGGACCAGUCAAAUUCAACAAUUCGGUGCUCAAUUAAAAAUAUUAAUUCAAGAUGAUUACAAUGCAGUUUGGGGUUUAGCUGCAUUGAUUUUAGUGAAUUAUAAAUCAGUCAAUUGUAAGUUUUUACCGAUUGACACAGUUGAUGAUUGGUUAGUAGGAUUCCUUUUUUAA